Messenger RNA from Balaenoptera ricei (Rice's whale), 7131 nucleotides. RefSeq names its product ankyrin repeat domain-containing protein 17-like. Gene Ontology annotation, cellular component: cytoplasm. The record is from RefSeq and is a predicted model, not a curated record. Lineage: Eukaryota; Metazoa; Chordata; Mammalia; Artiodactyla; Balaenopteridae. Gene Ontology annotation, biological process: innate immune response. Gene Ontology annotation, molecular function: protein binding; RNA binding.
UCUUUCAUUUUGGAUCAGGAGGAUUUGGAAAAUCCAAUGCUGGAAACGGCUUCCAAGUUCCCCUUGUCAGGUGCUGCUGAUGGUGCAGACCUCAGGACAGUAGAUCCAGAAACACAAGCUAGCCUGGAAGCUUUACUAGAAGCUGCAGGAAUAGGCAAAUUAUCUACGGCUGAUGGUAAAGCCUUUGCAGAUCCUGAAGUGCUUCGGAGGUUGACAUCAUCUGUUAGUUGUGCGUUGGAUGAAGCUGCUGCUGCGCUUCCCCGUAUGAGAGCUGAAAGCACAGCAAACGCAGGGCAGUCGGACAACCGCAGUUUGGCAGAAGCCUGUUCAGAAGGAGAUGUAAAUGCUGUGCGAAAGUUACUCAUUGAAGGGCGAAGUGUAAAUGAACACACUGAGGAAGGGGGGAGCCUCCUUUGUUUAGCUGGUUCUGCUGGAUAUUAUGAGCUUGCACAGGUUUUGUUGGCAAUGCAUACCAAUGUGGAAGAUAGGGGGAUCAAAGGUGACAUUCCACCUUUAAUGGCUGCUGCUAAUGGAGGACAUGUCCAAAUUGUGAAGUUGCUGCUAGCUCAUAAAGCUGAUGUCAAUGCACAGUCUUCAACAGGCAAUACAGCACUUACAUAUGCUUGUGCUGGAGGUUAUGUAGAUGUUGUAAAGGUGCUCUUGGAAUCCGGUGCUAGUGUUGAGGACCAUAAUGAAAAUGGUCAUACUCCUCUUAUGGAAGCUGGAAGUGCUGGACAUGUGGAAGUAGCCAGAUUGCUGCUAGAAAAUGGGGCUGGCAUUAAUACGCAUUCCAAUGAAUUUAAAGAGAGUGCCCUUACGUUAGCUUGUUACAAAGGACAUUUAGAGAUGGUGCGAUUUCUUUUGGAAGCAGGCGCAGAUCAAGAGCAUAAAACAGAUGAAAUGCACACUGCUUUAAUGGAGGCUUGCAUGGAUGGCCACGCUGAAGUAGCUAGGUUACUUCUUGACAGUGGUGCCCAAGUGAACAUGCCUGCUGAUUCAUUUGAAUCACCAUUGACUUUGGCUGCAUGUGGUGGGCACGUGGAACUUGCGGCUUUACUUAUUGAAAGAGGAGCUAGCCUGGAAGAGGUCAAUGAUGAAGGUUAUACACCAUUGAUGGAAGCUGCUCGUGAAGGACAUGAAGAAAUGGUGGCAUUACUUUUAGGCCAAGGAGCAAAUAUCAAUGCACAGACAGAAGAAACUCAAGAAACUGCCUUGACUUUGGCUUGCUGUGGAGGCUUUCUGGAAGUGGCAGACUUUCUAAUUAAGGCAGGAGCUGAUAUAGAAGUAGGGUGUUCUACCCCUUUAAUGGAAGCUGCUCAAGAGGGUCAUUUGGACUUAGUUAAAUACUUAUUAGCUGCAGGCUGUGUAUCUAACACUACUGCAGGAGCUAAUGUUCAUGCAACAACAGCAACAGGGGAUACAGCACUAACAUGCGCCUGUGAAAAUGGUCAUACCGAUGUAGCAGAUGUCUUACUUCAGGCAGGAGCAGAUCUGGAGCAUGAAUCUGAAGGUGGAAGAACUCCUUUAAUGAAAGCUGCAAGAGCUGGUCAUGUUUGUAACGUUCAGUUCCUAAUUAGUAAAGGAGCAAAUGUGGAUAGAACCACAGCUAACAAUGACCAUACUGUACUGUCCCUGGCUUGUGCAGGGGGUCAUCUGGCAGUGGUGGAACUACUUUUGGCUCAUGGGGCAGAUCCUACUCACCGUUUAAAAGAUGGCUCGACUAUGUUGAUAGAAGCAGCAAAAGGUGGUCAUACAAGCGUUGUUUGCUAUCUUUUGGACUAUCCUAAUAACUUGCUUUCAGCCCCUCCACCAGAUGUCACUCAGUUAACGCCCCCAUCCCACGAUUUAAAUAGGGCUCCUCGUGUACCGGUUCAAGCACUGCCCAUGGUUGUCCCACCUCAGGAGCCUGACAAAUCACCUGCCAAUGUUGCCACUACUCUUCCCAUCAGGAAUAAAGCUGCUUCCAAACAAAAGUCCAGCAGCCAUUUGCCAGCAAACAGCCAGGAUGUACAGGGUUACAUCACCAAUCAGUCUCCAGAGAGCAUUGUAGAAGAGGCUCAGGGCAAGUUAACAGAACUGGAACAGAGGAUAAAAGAAGCCAUAGAAAAGAAUGCACAGCUGCAGUCCUUGGAACUGGCUCACGCUGACCAACUUACCAAGGAGAAGAUCGAGGAGCUGAACAAAACAAGGGAGGAGCAAAUUCAGAAGAAACAAAAGAUUUUGGAGGAACUACAGAAAGUAGAACGAGAAUUACAACUGAAAACUCAGCAGCAGCUAAAAAAGCAGUAUCUAGAGGUUAAAGCUCAAAGAAUUCAACUUCAGCAGCAGUAGCAACAGUCUUGCCAACAUCUGGGACUAUUAACUCCUGUUGGGGUUGGAGAACAGCUUUCCGAGGGAGACUAUGCACGGUUACAGCAAGUGAAUCCCGUUCUGCUUAAAGAUGAACCCCAGCAAACUGCUGCUCAGAUGGGUUUUGCACCAGUCCAGCCUCUGGCCAUGCCUCAAGCUUUGCCUCUGGCGGCAGGUCCCUUGCCUCCAGGGUCCAUCGCAAAUCUUACAGAACUGCAAGGAGUGAUAGUUGGACAGCCAGUACUGGGCCAAGCACAGUUGGCAGGGCUGGGGCAAGGAAUUCUGACAGAAACACAACAAGGGUUAAUGGUAGCCAGCCCUGCUCAGACCCUCAAUGACACGCUGGAUGACAUCGUGGCAGCAGUCAGUGGAGGAGCAUCUGCAAUGUCAAACACUCCUACCCACAGUAUCGCUGCUUCCAUUUCCCAACCUCAGACUCCAACUCCAAGUCCUAUCAUCUCUCCUUCAGCCAUGCUUCCUAUCUACCCUGCCAUUGAUACUGAUGCACAGACUGAGAGUAAUCAUGACACGGCACUAACGCUUGCCUGUGCUGGUGGUCAUGAGGAACUGGUACAGACAUUGCUAGAGAGAGGAGCUAGUAUUGAGCACAGAGACAAGAAAGGUUUUACUCUGCUCAUCUUGGCUGCUACAGCUGGUCAUGUUGGUGUUGUGGAAAUAUUGCUGGACAAUGGUGCAGACAUUGAAGCCCGGUCAGAAAGAACCAAGGACACACCACUAUCUUUGGCUUGUUCUGGGGGAAGAUAGGAGGUGGUAGAGCUAUUGUUAGCUCGAGGGGCAAAUAAAGAGUACAGGAAUGUUUCUGAUUGCACACCUCUAAGCCUGGCUGCUUCUGGUGGCUAUGUGAACAUUAUCAAAAUAUUACUAAAUGCAGGAGCUGAGAUUAAUUCUAGAACUGGUAGCAAAUUGGGUAUUUCUCCUCUGAUGUUAGCAGCUAUGAAUGGGCACACAGCUGCCGUUAAGCUCCUGUUAGACAUGGGCUCUGACAUAAAUGCUCAGAGAGAAACCAAUCGGAACACUGCCCUUACCUUAGCCUGCUUCCAAGGAAGAACUGAAGUGGUUAGUCUUCUGCUUGAUAGAAAAGCAAAUGUGGAACACAGAGCUAAGACUGGCCUCACACCGCUGAUGGAAGCUGCCUCUGGUGGAUAUGCAGAGGUGGGCCGAGUUCUUUUGGAUAAAGGUGCUGAUGUUAAUGCCCCUCCAGUGCCCUCCUCGAGAGAUACAGCUUUAACCAUAGCAGCAGAUAAAGGGCAUUAUAAAUUCUGUGAGCUUCUCAUUGGCAGGUAUGAUGGUGCUCACAUUGAUGUACGUAACAAGAAGGGGAACACUCCAUUGUGGCUGGCAGCAAAUGGUGGACACCUUGACGUGGUUCAGUUACUGGUGCCAGCAGGUGCAGACAUGGAUGCAGCUGAUAACCGCAAGAUAACUCCUCUUAUGGCAGCAUUUAGGGAGGAUCAUGUGAAGGUGGUGCGCUACUUAGGCAAAGAAGUCAAUCAGUUUCCAUCAGAUUCUGAAUGUAUGAGAUACAUAGCAACGAUCACUGAUAAGGAGAUGCUGAAGAAGUGUCACCUUUAUGAGUCGAUAGUACAAGCCAAAGAUAGACAGGCUGCUGAAGCAAACAAAAAUGCCAGCAUUUUAUUAGAGGAGUUAGACUUGGAAAAGUUAAGGGAAGAAAGCCGGAGGCUGGCUUUGGCUGCAAAAAGAGAAAAGAGAAAGGAGAAGGGAAGAAAGAAAAAAGAAGAACAAAGAAGAAAACUAGAGGAGAUCGAAGCCAAAAAUAAAGAAAACUUUGAACUCCAAGCUGCUCAAGAAAAAGAAAAGCAUAAAGUUGAAGAUGAGCCUGCAGUCUCGACAGAGCCUCCAAGUGCCACAGCCACUACUACCAUAGGUAUAUCUGCAACCUGGACCACUUUGGCAGGUUCCCAUGGUAAAAGAAACAAUAGCAUAACUACAACCAGUUCAAAGAGGAAAAACAGGAAAAAUAAAAUUACUCCAGAAAAUGUUCAAAUUAUAUUUGAUGAUCCACUACCAAUCUCAUACAGUCAGCCAGAGAAGGUGAAUGGAGAGUCCAAGAGCAGCAGUACCAGCGAGAGUGGAGACAGUGAUAACAUGAGAAUUUCCAAUUGCAGUGAUGAAAGUAGCAACAGCAACAGCAGCCGAAAGAGUGACAAUCAUUCACCUGCUCUGGUCACCACCACUGUGACCAGCAAGAAGCAGCCAUCAGUUCUGGUUACGUUUCCAAAGGAAGAGAGAAAAUCUGUUUCUGGCAAGGCUUCAGUAAAAUUGUCAGAGACUAUCAGUGAAGUGACCAGUAAUUCUCUCUCCACUUGCACAAAAUCUGGUCCAUCUCCCCUUUCCUCUCCAAAUGGGAAAUUAACAGUAGCAAGUCCUAAGCGUGGACAAAAGAGGGAAGAAGGAUGGAAAGAAGUUGUAAGAAGGUCAAAGAAAGUAUCUGUUCCAUCAACUGUGAUAUCCAGAGUGAUUGGAAGAGGAGGUUGUCAUAUUAACGCUAUUCGGGAGUUCACUGGUGCACACAUAGAUAUUGAUCAGCAGAAAGACAAGACAGGAGACCGGAUAAUAACUAUAAGGGGUGGCACUGAAUCAACAAGACAAGCAACUCAGUUGAUCAAUGCUCUGAUCAAGGAUCCAGACAAAGAAAUUGAUGAACUUAUUCCAAAGAAUCGUUUGAAAAGCUCCUCAGCAAAUUCCAAAAUUGGGUCAUCAGCACCUACCACCACUGCUGCUAACAGUUCCUUAAUGGGAAUUAAAAUGGCGACUGUAGCUCUGUCAUCAACAUCUCAGACUGCCGCAGCACUCACUGUGCCUGCAAUUUCUUCUGCAUCUACUCACAAAACCAUUAAGAACCUGAAUAAUGCGAGGCCUGGUCUUCCAGUUUCUCUUCCAUUAGCAUAGCCUCCUCCACAGUGUGCACAGGCUUUGCUUGCUGCUCAGACUUUCCAGCAGAUCCAUCCACCAAGGUUGCCCAUGACGCACUUUGGAGGUACUUUUCCACCAGCUCAAUCCACUUGGGGUCCUUUUCCUGUCAGGCCUUUGAGCCCUGCCAGAGCUACUAACUCGCCUAAGCCUCACAUGGUGCCUCGCCAUAAUCAGAAUAGCAGUGGUUCUCUGGUGAAUUCAGCAGGUUCUGUAACUUCAAGUCCAACAACUACAACCAGUUCAUCAGCUUCAACGGUGCCUGGUACAUCUACAAAUGGCAGUCCAAGUUCACCUUCUGUUGGAAGGCAGCUUUUUGUCACAGUUGUGAAGGCAUCCAAUGCCACCACCACAACAGUCACCACCACAGCAAGUAACAACAGCACUGCACCCACAAAUGCCACAUAUCCUAUGCCUACUGCCAAAGAACACUACCCAGUAUCAUCCCCAUCUUCCCCAUCACCACCAGCCCAGCCAGGAGGGGUUUCUAGAAACAGCCCUUUGGAUUGUGGAACAGCAUCUCCAAAUAAAGGGGCAUCUUCCUCUGAACAGGAAGCAGGUAGUCCACCAAUAGUAGAAACAACCAACAGUAGACCUCCAAACAGCAGCAGUUCUUCUGGGAGUUCAUCAGUUCAUUCUACUCAGCAGCAACCUCCGGGAUCUGUUUCUCAGGAGCCAAGACCACCUCUUCAGCAGUCUCAGGUUCCUCCCCCGGAAGUUAGAAUGACUGUUCCUCCUUUAGGAACAACAAGUUCUGCUCCAGUGGCGGUGCCUUCUACUGCCCCAGUGACUUACCCUAUGCCUCAGACACAAAUGGGAUGCUCCCAGCCUCCACCUCAAAUGGAACCCCCUGCUAUGAGACCACCCUCUCAUGGCACAACUGCCCCUCACAAGAAUCCAGCUCCUGUGCAAAAUUCAUCUGUUGCAGUCCUCAGUGUCAAACACAUUAAAAGACCUCACAGUGUCCCCUCUUCUGUCCAGCUACCUUCGACCUUAAGUACACAAAGUGCUUGUCAAAAUUCAGUACAUCUAGCAAAUAAGCCGAUUGCUCCCAAUUUCAGUGCCCCCUUACCAUUUGGGCCCUUUAGCACAUUGUGUGAAAGUAGCCCUACUCCUGCUCAUGCCUUCUGGGGAGGAUCUGUUGUUUCAUCUCAGUCAACACCAGAAUUUAUGCUAUCAGGAAAAUCCUCAUAUUUGCCAAAUUCAGAUCCUUUACAUCAGUCUGAUACUUCCAAAGCUCCAGGUUUUAAACCACCAUUACAGAGACCUGCUCCAAGUCCCUCAGAUAAGUUUGUAUUUUCUGACAUUCUUCAGCUGCUCGUUUCUACAAAUGAUGUUGAAACUCUUGGUAUUGUCAAUAUGGACUCACCAUAUGGUUCUGUAACACCUUCUUCUACACAUUUGGGAAACUUUGCCUCAAACCUUUCAGGAGGUCAAAUGUAUGGACCUGGGCCACCCCUUGGAGGAGCACCCACAGCUGCUAACUUGAACAGACAACAUAUUUCCCCGCUUAGUUUGUUGACUCCGUGUUCAUCAGCAUCAAAUGAAACCAAACUAGCUUGGACUCGUCUUCCAAGUCCUGGCUGCUGGAGUCACCGAGAGAUUUCAGGGAGAAGCAGUCUUGGCCGAGGGUUAGAGCCAGAGGCCGGCUGGAGAAGGGAACACUGUCUGGAUGUUGAGAGCAGCUGGAGCGUCGGAGGGAGAAAAGCAGCUUGGCGAAUGAGGAAAGAAUGUGCUUGUCACUUCAAGAGGCAAGAAACUUCGAUUUUCCUCCUGCCUCUGCCAACAAGUGUUUAUUGGAAAGGACAGAGUGGUGGUGAUGGCAGGUGA